AUGUGCGGGAGAACGGCUUGCACUCUUGCGCCGGAUGAGAUCAGUCGCGCCUCUCGGUAUCGAGACCGAACAGGACAGCGACACCGGCCCCGGUGGAAAGAUGGAGACACCGACAAAUACCGGCCCUCAUACAACAAGAGUCCUCAGUCCUUCAGUCCUGUGCUGCUGUCCAACAGACACUUCAACAAGGAUGCUCCUGUAGAUGAGUGUGUGCUGGCAGCGAUGCGCUGGGGUCUUGUCCCGGCAUGGUUCAAAGAGAAUGACCCCAAUAAGAUGCAGUACAACACCUCUAACUGUCGCAGUGAGAGCCUGCUAGGAAAGAAGUCUUAUAAGGAUCCUCUUUUGAAAGGCCAGCGUUGUGUCAUUCUAGCUGACGGCUUCUAUGAAUGGAGACGACUGGAGAAAGAGAAACAGCCUUUCUUCAUAUAUUUCCCUCAAAGCCAAGGAGGACAAGUGCCCAGUCCACAAAGUGCACAGGAACCGAAAUGUGACCCAAGUUUGGACCAGGGCGAGGUUAGCCCAAGUUUGACAGUCAUAAGAAGAUCAUUUGUUCGCUUAUGCCAGUCUAACACAUCUGUUUAUUCCUCCACUUGUCUACAGAGUGAUCAAGAUGACAGUGACUGGACCGGGUGGAGACUGCUGACAAUAGCAGGGCUCUUUGACUCCUGGACUCCUCCUGGUGGUGGAGAGGUGCUGUACACUUACACUGUUAUUACUGUAGACGCCUCUCCAAAUCUCCAAAGCAUCCAUGACAGGAUGCCGGCUUUGCUGGAUGGAGAGGAUGAAGUAAGACGGUGGUUGGACUUUGGAGAAGUGAAAUCACUGGAAGCCAUGAAAUUACUUCAGCCAAAGUCCUCUCUGACCUUUCACCCCGUCUCCUCACUGGUCAACAAUUCCCGCAACAACUCCCAAGAGUGUCUGCAGCCUGUAGACCCCACGAUUAAGAAGACCGUUCAACCAACAGCCAGCAGCAAAAUGAUGAUGAGCUGGCUGAAAACUGCCUCGCCAACUAAGAGGAAGAAUCCUGAUGAAGAGACUACAGCUAAAGGACCUGAAGGAAAACUUGCAGCAGAGAAGCAGACCAAGCCGACCGGGUCUCUCCAACAAUGGCUUCUGGGAACGGGUUCCAGCAAGAAACCCAAAAUUUGAAAAAAAGAAUUACAAUGUAUUGACAUACUGUAGAAGUCCCAUCUCUUCAGAAUGACCAAAGCGGACUAGUUUAAAGAUUGAAAAUGCCUGUUAAGACAGAUACGUAUUCAUUGUGUAGAUGUGUUCCUUUUUUCAUGACAGAAAUAAACAUUUACAUUUAAUAGCUGAUUUGUGGACACAUUUCAUUUGUUCAUUUCAAACAGUUCCAGUUGAUACCACUUCUCCAAAACAAACACUCAGUGCACAACACAUUUAUUCAACAACUUAAUUUUAUUUCCAUUAUUACUUUGAAAUACAUUUAUCUUGAACAAUGUAUAUGCUGUGCAUUUUGUUUCAUUGAUGGUCAUGAACAAUUCAGUUUUCCCCAAAUGUUGUCUAGUUGUGUUUAUUUGUAUAUAAUGCAACAAAGAUAAUAAUAAUUACAAUAAUAAUGAACAGACAGGAAAAGAUCUGAGUGAUACUGAGCACUUAAACUCUCUACCAUCCUGAGCUACUGGUAGAGUUCAGGCAAGAUAUGAAAUGAAAAAAACAACAACAAAAAAUGUUCAUGGCAGACUCGCGGUGAUUCUUUCAUGCUGACAUGAGGAUUGA
Messenger RNA from Rhinichthys klamathensis goyatoka, 1740 nucleotides. It is a transcript of the gene hmces, whose product is annotated as 5-hydroxymethylcytosine binding, ES cell specific. The coding region runs from base 1 to 1149 and encodes 382 amino acids. Gene Ontology annotation, molecular function: single-stranded DNA binding. The transcript has 5 exons. NCBI's taxonomy places the organism in Eukaryota, Metazoa, Chordata, Actinopteri, Cypriniformes, Leuciscidae. The record is from RefSeq and is a predicted model, not a curated record. Gene Ontology annotation, biological process: DNA damage response.